Penicillium subrubescens is the source of this 1002-nucleotide messenger RNA. RefSeq names its product DNA/RNA non-specific endonuclease. Gene Ontology annotation, molecular function: nucleic acid binding; single-stranded DNA endonuclease activity; metal ion binding. The transcript has a single exon. Gene Ontology annotation, cellular component: mitochondrial inner membrane; nucleus. Bases 1 to 1002 code for a protein of 333 amino acids. Gene Ontology annotation, biological process: apoptotic DNA fragmentation. The record is from RefSeq and is a predicted model, not a curated record. Lineage: Eukaryota; Fungi; Ascomycota; Eurotiomycetes; Eurotiales; Aspergillaceae.
AUGUCAAAAGCAACCUUGGCCGUCAUCGCGGCCGCCAGUGCAGCCACCGGCGCCGGAGUGACUGCGUUGCUGUACUCCUCCAAAUCCCAGAACCAACAACAGCAGCACCAACCCCAGCAACAAGUCCCCCCUCCCCCUUCAAUCGCCGGCUCUGUCAAAGUCCCCACCUCUAUCCCAACCCCUCCUCUCGCCGCAAAGACCAGCACCGGCGGCGGCCCCGUCAACCCAGCCGGCAUCCUGCAAUACGGCUUUCCCGGCCCCAUCGCCGACGAACUCUCCACGCUCCCUCUGCACGGCGCCUAUGACCGCCGCACCCGCAACCCAGCCUGGGUCGCCGAGCACAUCACCCCGCAAUCAUUGGCCCUGAACAACGCAGACCGCAAGCACAGCACCUUCGCCGAGGAUACCUCCAUCCCGGCCCUGUUCCGCGCCAAACUGGCCGAUUACUUCCGCUCCGGCUAUGACCGCGGCCACCAGGUGCCCGCCGCAGACGCGAAGUGGUCGCAGGGCGCUAUGGACGAUACCUUUUACCUGAGCAAUAUGUGUCCGCAGGUUGGCGAGGGUUUCAACCGUGACUAUUGGGCGCAUUUCGAGGACUUUUGCCGCAAGCUGGCGUCGCGGUAUCCCUCUGUGCGUGUUGUGACGGGGCCCUUGUAUUUGCCCCAUCGUGAUCCGGAUGGGAAGUGGCGUGUUAACUAUGAGGUUAUUGGGAACCCGCCUAAUGUGGCGGUGCCCACGCACUUUUAUAAGGUGAUUUAUGCUGAGGAUGGGACUGAGUCGCCUACUAGCAAGGUUGCGCUGGGUGCGUUUGUCUUGCCCAAUGCGCGCAUCCCGAAUGAGAAGAGUCUGUCGGACUUUGAGGUUCCCCUUGAGGCUGUUGAGCGCGCGUCUGGUUUGGAGUUUGCGGCCAAGUUGGAUCCUAGCCGUCGUCGCAGAUUGUGCCAGGAGAUCAAGUGUGAGAUUACGGUGCGCGAGUUCAACAAUGCCCGGAAGCGCAAUUAG